Cyprinus carpio (common carp) is the source of this 4200-nucleotide messenger RNA. Its product is annotated as golgin subfamily A member 6-like protein 6. The record is from RefSeq and is a predicted model, not a curated record. The transcript has 8 exons. NCBI's taxonomy places the organism in Eukaryota, Metazoa, Chordata, Actinopteri, Cypriniformes, Cyprinidae. Gene Ontology annotation, molecular function: GTP binding. Bases 2 to 4048 code for a protein of 1348 amino acids.
AAUGUACACUGUACUGUCCCCCUGCUGGACACAUCAGGAACUACAGGGGGGUAGAUCUGCUCCAGGACUGCAGCCUCCUCGUGCAGAGCUCAGCGGGUGGAAACACAUCAGCACAUUCGGCACAUUCGCGAUAGAAAAGCGGAGCUUUCACGUUUUGGGGAAGCUGUGCCUCCCCCGCCUCCCCCGACAGGCACCUCUGUUCCCUGUACAGGGAAGCACGACUCAUAAAAACUUCUUCCUGCUGGUAUUAUUUGAGCAACAUGGAAAGAAAUGCCUGAACGAUGAACUCUCAAAAUACAGGACGAUAAACAGACACAUCAAGAGUCAGAGAAGAUCAUCAGAACAGAAUAUUAACAUGUCAACCUCAGAAACCACAGUGAUUGUCGUCCACAAUCCUCCUUGUAGGAGAAGGCGGAGCCAUGAACUACCUCCUCUGUACUUUGCAGUGAGGAUUGUUCUUCUGGGUUCGAGCGUGUCAGAAAACAGUCUGGUGGGGAACUUCAUCUUAGGACGAGCAGCGUUUGACUGUGAAGCUCCUCCAGAUGUUGUAGAGAGAGUCAGAGGAAGACUGAAGGACAGAGACGUGAUGGUCAUCAACAGUCCUCAGCUGCUCCAGAGGAACAUCUCAGAUCAUCAGAUCACUCAGACAGUGAGAGAGUGUGUGAAUCUGUCUGAUCCAGGACCUCAUGUGAUCGUUCUGCUCCUCAGACAUGAGCCGUGUUCAGCAGAAGAUCAGGAGCAUGUGGAGAAGGUGCUGCUCUCUUUCUCUGAGCAGGUUUAUCAACACACCAUGGUGCUCACAACACAAGAGCCCACAGAAACCAGUGACAUCCUACAGAACAUCAUUCAGAAAUGUGCAAACAGACACUUCAUUCUUCAGAGGAGCAGCUCUCCUGAUGAUCUUCUGCAGAUGUUUGAGGACAUUGUGAAGAUGAAUGAUGGACGACACCUGGAUUGUGCUGAAGUUUCAGAGUGUGUGAAGCUGAAUCUGGUUGUGUGCGGGAGUGACGGGACAUUGAAAUCCUUCAUAUCAGAUCUGAUCUUGCAGCACACAGACAGAAGAUCAGACAUGGAGCUUCGUGUAAUAGAGCUUCCAGCUCUGAUCCGUCUCUCUGAGGAGGAAGUGAUGCGUCAGACUCUACGCUGUGUGUCUCUCUGUGAUCCUGGAGUUCAUGUGUUCAUCCUCAUCAUCCCUGAUGCUCCACUAACUGAUGAAGACAGAUCAGAAAUAGAGGAGAUCCAGACGAUCUUCAGCUCAAGAAUCAACAAACACAUCAUGAUCCUCAUAAAGCAGGAUUCAGAGCAUCAGACAGCAGAACUAAAUGAAGAAACACAGUCUGUCAUUGAGAGAUUUGGAGGACGACAUCAUUUCAUCGACCUGAACACACACGUGUCUGUGUUGAUGGAGAGCAUUGAGCAGAUGCUGGAGGAAAACAGAGGAGAGUUUUUCUCCACAGAGACAUUUCUGGAUGCGCAGAUGCUGAAAUUUGAAGAGAUGAAGAAGAAAAUUCAGUCACUAGAGACACAUGUACUGUUACAAGGUUCAACAGAGAGAGAAGAUGAUCUGAGGAUUGUGCUGCUGGGAAAAACUGGAGUCGGAAAAAGUGCAACUGGAAACACCGUCUUAGGAAGAAAAGCAUUUAAAGCAGAAACAUCUCAAGAGUCGAUUACUAAAGAGUGUCAGAGAGAAACAUCUGAAAUCAACGGCAGACACAUUACUGUGAUCGACACUCCAGGACUGUUUGAUACUGAACUCAGUAUUGAAGAAACCCAGAGAGAAAUCACUAACUGCAUCUCCAUGAUCCUGCCUGGACCACAUGUGUUCAUCAUCGUGCUCAAUUUAGGACAACAAUUCACUCAAGAAGAUGCAGCAGCUGUGGAGAUCAUCCAGGAGAAGUUUGGAGAGAAAUCUUUAAUGUUCACCAUGGUGCUCUUUACCAGAGGAGACGAUCUGGAGAACAAAACCAUUGAAGAGUUUCUGGGAAAACCUGGAUCUGCUCUGAAUCAGCUGAUUGAGUCGUGUGGAAACAGAUAUCAUGUGUUCAAUAAUGAGACUGGAGACCGGACACAGGUUACUGAUCUACUGCAGAAGAUAGACAACAUGCUGAAAGAGAACGGAGGGAGUUACUACUCAUGUAAGAUGUUCAGAGAGAUGGAGAGACAAAUACAAGAACAACAGAAGAACAUACUGAUGGAGAAAGUGGAGCAACUGAACAGAGAAAAAGAAGAACUGAUGAACAAUCAAAAAGAAGAGAUGGAGAGAAUGAAGAAGAUGAUGGAGAAAGAAAGACAGAAUCAUGACAAAGAGAGAAAAAGAAUAGAAGAAGAAUUUAAAGAAAGAGAAGAACAAUAUAGAAGAGAGAUUAAAGAAAGAGAGGAACAAGACAGAAAGAUACAAGAGGAGAUGAAGAGAGAACGAGAGGAAUGGGAAAAACAGAAACAACAGGAAAGACAAAGAAGAGAAGAAGAUGAGGAGAAAUGGAGGAAGAAAGAACAGGAAAUCUGGGAUGAAUAUAAUAAUGUACUUAAACGAGAAAGAGAAAGAAGUCAGAGAGAGAAAGAAGAUCUUCAGUUCAGACAUGAAGAAGAGAGAGAGAGAAUGAAGAUGAUGAUGGAGAAAGAAAGACAGAAUCAUGACAAAGAGAGAAAGAGAAGAGAAGAAGAGUUUAGAGAGAGAGAAGAACAAUAUAAAAGAGAGAUUAAAGACACAGAGGAACGAGACAGAAAGAUGCGAGAGGAGAUGAAGAGAGAACGAGAGGAAUGGGAGAAACAGAAACAACAGGAACGACAAAGAAGAGAAGAAGAGGAGAAAGAAAGACGUAGAUUCUUUGAACUUUAUACAGAAACUCCUGAGACUCAGCACAAAACCAAUGAUGAAGAUUCCGCAUCAGAUCCAGGAGGUUUAAGAAUCUUGCUGUUUGGGAGAACAGGAAGGGGAAAGUCUACAACAGGAAACACUAUCCUCGGAAACAGAAGGUUCCAAAGUAGACACAGUUCGCGUUUGGUGACCACUGUUUGUCAGAAGGGAGUUGGUGAAGCUGAUGGUCGAUCAGUAGCUGUUAUUGAUACUCCAGGACUCUUUGACCCCUCACUGACAAAAGAACAAGUCGUGGAAGAAAUAAUGAAAUGUGUUUCACUGUCAGCACCUGGACCACAUGCGUUCAUCAUUGUGCUGAGUGUGGGAAAAAUGACUCCAGAGGAGAAAGACACUUUACACAUGAUAAAGAUGAUCUUUGGCUCAAAAGCAGCAGAUUUCUGCAUUGUUCUCUUCACUCGAGGAGAUGAUCUGAGAGGACAAACAAUACAGCAAUAUGUAGAGAGAUGUGAUGAACUCAAGAAACUGAUCAGUGACUGUGGAAACAGAUUCCUGGUUUUUAACAACACAAGAAUACGAGAUCGGACACAAGUUACUCAGCUGUUCAGUAUGAUAGAAGAGAUGAAUCAUGGUCAAUAUUUCACUAAUGAGAUGUUUGAGAAGGCAGCGAUCUCCAUUGAACAGAGAAUGGAAAUGAUAGAGGAGAAUGAAAGAAAAAAUCAGGCUCAAUUUGAAGAAUUAGAAGCCAAAUAUGACAGGGAAGACAUGAGUAUGAGAAUGAGACUAGAGGAGAAAAAACAAUGGACAGAUGAGGAAAGAGAGAGACUGAAGAACAAGUUCAGAGAAAAAGAGGAAACAUUCAGGAGAGAGUUUGAGGAGAAAGAAAAAUCAGAUCAGAAGAAACGAGAGACGGAGGAUCAGAAACGAUCAGAAGACGAGAAACAGCAAAUAGAUGAAUAUCAUCUGAGAAUAGAGGAGAUGAAGAGAGAGAUAGAAGAUCAGAGAAUACAUUAUGAAGAAGAGCUAAAAGAAAGAGAAGAAGAAGAUAGAAAGAGAGAGGAAGAAUAUAAACAAGAGCAAGAAAAGAUGAGAAAUGAGCAGGAACACAUCAUGACAGAGUUAAGAAAAAAAAAAGGAAGAGGAAAUAAAAAAGAGAGAUUCAGAGGAACAAAUGAGGAAGGAACAAGAAGAGAAAGAGAGAGAAGUAUGGAAGAGAAAAAUAAAAGAUGCUGAAAAUGACAAAGAGACUCAAGAACAAAUUAAACGACAGCAGAGAGAAUGGGAGGAUGAGAAGAAACGACAGAUGAGAGAACGAGAGGAAGAGGAAAGAGAGAGAAAAGAAAAACAUGAGAAACAGCUGAGAGAAAAACAAGAAGAACUGGAGA